UGUUUUCUCCAAUCUCGCUGUCUCAAUCUUUCCCACUUUCCAUCCCUCUUCGUCUCCUUCAAUUCAAUUCUUUAGUUUAAAAUUCUCACUCAUCUCUCUCUCUCCACUUUAAAAUCUCAAAAAAUCCAAAAACAAACGAAGAUAUAGGAGUAUCCCGGUUUCAGUGCAAACGCCAUUGAUGAGAGCUUAGCUUGUAGAGAAAGAGAUUCAGUUCGAGAGAUUUAUGUUUGUAGAAAAACGACGCUUGGGAUUUCUUUCCUUGCUCUGUUUUUACUUAUUUUGAGGGUCUAACCUUUAUGGGUCAAGACAGUUUCACUCCCCAAAAGAGAUCUUCCACCGGCGGCGGCUUACCCACGACCAACAACGCCGCUGCUGGUGGCGGAAGAUCCCGUGUAUUAGCCGGAAUGCCGCGUGGGAGGCAGAUCCACAAGACCUUCAACAACAUUAAAAUCACGAUCCUCUGCGGCUUCGUUACCAUACUUGUUCUACGGGGUACAAUCGGCGUUGGCAAUUUGGGAAGCUCCGAAGCCGAUGCUGUUAACCAAAACCUAAUCGAAGAAACGAGCCGGAUCCUAGCUGAGAUCCGCUCCGACUCCGACCCUACCGAUCCGGACGAACCUCCUGAAACCGAGAUCAAUCCCAAUACUACCUACACGCUCGGACCCAAAAUCUCGGACUGGGACCAGCAACGUAAGGUUUGGCUUUCAGAAAACCCCGAAUUCCCUAAUUUUGUUAAUGGCAAAGCUCGGAUCUUACUUGUUACUGGGUCGCCCCCAAACCCUUGUGAUAAUGCUAUAGGAGAUCAUUAUUUGCUGAAAGCGAUAAAGAAUAAGAUCGAUUAUUGUAGGCUUCAUGGGGUUGAAAUUGUUUAUAAUAUGGCUCAUUUAGAUAAGGAGUUGGCUGGGUAUUGGGCGAAAUUGCCAUUAAUUAGGAGAUUAAUGUUGUCUCAUCCUGAAGUUGAGUGGAUUUGGUGGAUGGAUAGUGAUGCUUUUUUUACAGAUAUGGUGUUUGAGAUUCCUUUGUCCAAGUAUGAUAAGUAUAAUUUGGUUGUUCAUGGUUACCCCGAUUUAAUGUUUGAGCAGAAGUCGUGGAUUGCUUUGAAUACGGGGAGUUUCCUGUUUAGGAACUGCCAGUGGUCGUUGGAUUUGCUUGACGCGUGGGCGCCAAUGGGACCUAAGGGUUCUAUUCGUGAGGAAGCCGGGAAGGUUUUGACUGCUAACUUGAAAGGAAGGCCGGCGUUUGAAGCCGAUGACCAGUCAGCUUUGAUUUACUUGUUGCUUUCUCAAAAGGAAAUGUGGAUGGAUAAAGUGUUUCUCGAGAAUCAGUAUUAUUUGCAUGGUUAUUGGGCAGGUUUGGUUGAUAGGUACGAGGAGAUGAUGGAGAAAUAUCAUCCAGGUUUGGGAGACGAGAGGUGGCCGUUUGUGACUCAUUUCGUUGGUUGCAAGCCCUGUGGGAGUUACGGAGAUUACCCUGUCGAGAGGUGUUUGCGCAGUAUGCAAAGGGCAUUCAACUUUGCCGAUAACCAGGUGCUUAAGCUGUACGGGUUUAGACAUAGAGGAUUGUUAGGCCCCAAUAUUAAGAGGAUCAGGAACGAGACGGUGACUCCUUUGGAAAUCGUUGAUGAGCUUGAUAUUCGACGAUCAACGCACGAGAAAACCGAAACACGGAGCUAGUGAUGGGAAACAUAUAUAAUGUGCCAUAAUGUGUAGGUAAUGGUCAUUCCUUUUGUUGAAAAGCAAUUUCCAAUUUUUUCUUUUUAAGGUUUGAGUAAGUUUUGAUGAUCUGUUGUCAUUGUGAUGCUGUUGGGAACAAGAUAGUAGAAUUCUUUGAUUAACCUUGAAUUUGUCUUCCUUUUGAUAUUUGAGUGAUAUUUAUGAAGGAAAUUAAUAGCCAA
Molecule: messenger RNA, 1894 nt
Organism: Gossypium raimondii (Peruvian cotton)
Lineage: Eukaryota; Viridiplantae; Streptophyta; Magnoliopsida; Malvales; Malvaceae
Product: probable xyloglucan 6-xylosyltransferase 5
Exons: 1
Coding region: 297-1673 (458 amino acids)
Biological process (GO): xyloglucan biosynthetic process
Cellular component (GO): membrane; endosome; trans-Golgi network
Molecular function (GO): hexosyltransferase activity
Source: RefSeq, a predicted model, not a curated record